Messenger RNA from Girardinichthys multiradiatus, 1994 nucleotides. It is a transcript of the gene dmrt2a, whose product is annotated as doublesex and mab-3 related transcription factor 2a. The record is from RefSeq and is a predicted model, not a curated record. The transcript is spliced from 4 exons. Gene Ontology annotation, cellular component: nucleus. Gene Ontology annotation, molecular function: RNA polymerase II cis-regulatory region sequence-specific DNA binding; DNA-binding transcription factor activity, RNA polymerase II-specific. The coding region runs from base 201 to 1772 and encodes 523 amino acids. NCBI's taxonomy places the organism in Eukaryota, Metazoa, Chordata, Actinopteri, Cyprinodontiformes, Goodeidae. Gene Ontology annotation, biological process: sex differentiation; regulation of transcription by RNA polymerase II.
CUGGAUAUCAGCUUCAGAAGAAAGUUGGACGUGUUCGCGGCCCUCAUUCAUCCGCUCGAUUAACCUCUAAUUGGCCUUCAAAGUUGGAGCCUGGGCGGCGUGUGUCAUUCAUCACAGCCCCAAGAACCCGAUUACCACUUCCCCGGACCACUGGAGAAAUAACACGUGUUUAACGCGGAGGUAGAGCACUUCAGGCAGACAUGUCAGACAGCGCGGGCUGCGAGUUUGAAAUCGACGUGGAGAGUCUGGAGGCAGAGAGCGACGAGCUUCCAGAGGACUCCUCCUGCUGCAGCCGCCCGGGCUCUGCGCCGCUAGUCGCCGCCGGCUCCGAGGACGACGCUGAGGGGGGCAAGAGCGACGGGAAGCCGGGCCCCAGCAGUCUGAGCUCGGGCGACCAGAGGAAGCUAAGCCGUACGCCGAAAUGCGCUCGCUGCCGCAACCACGGAGUGGUGUCCUGCCUGAAGGGCCACAAGCGCUUCUGCAGAUGGAGGGACUGCCAGUGCGCCAACUGCCUGCUGGUGGUGGAGAGGCAGCGGGUGAUGGCGGCGCAGGUGGCCCUGAGGAGGCAGCAGGCCACGGAGGAUAAGAAAGGGAUUUCUGGGAAACAAAUUCCAGCGGAGCGGAGGAUUUAUCAGCGACACAUUCGACCCUCUACAAUGCUCGCCAAAAGCAUCCUUGAAGGAUACCGUCCAGUGCAGGCUGAUCCAUUCUUGGCAGCCAACGCCUCCCUUCCUCCACCGCUGAGCGACCGCAUGAGGAAGAGGAGGGCCUUUGCUGACAAGGAGCUGGAGACCAUCAUGCUUGAGCGCGAAUACAAAGAGCGAGAGCUGAUGGAGAACAACCAGACCGCCCCUGCCCCGCUGCUCUUCCCCAGCGGCAUGGUCCACCGCGCCGCUGAGUACAGCUCCUACAAAACAGCCUUUCCUCCAGCAGCUCAGGGGGAGCAUCAGCCCAAAGAGCUGUGCGGCUUCCUCGGCUCCAGCUGUCUGGAUUUGCCCGUGCAGUAUCCCAGCAGCUCAGCCAACGUCGAGCUAAUCUCCUCCAACGUCAGCGUGGCCACCACCUACCGCCAUUACCCAUUGCAGCAGUCAAGAGGCAGCUUCAUGACGUGGCCCCGUGGCACAGCCAACCUAGGCGACGCUUUACUCUAUCAGCAGUGCCUGUUCAACGCCACCACAAUGCAGAACAUGAAGCCAGGCGCUGUGUGGGAGCCCAAAGUGAUGCCUGCUGAGAGCCAACUGCCAGAGCAAGAGACCGUGGCCGCUCUUGCUGCUAAACUGGAGGGAUCCCGAGCAGCUGCCCUGCAGGACUCAUCGGUCCUCCAACGGCCAGAUCCCAAACCUCCUAGUGUCUCCCAAGUUGGGCCGAAGGAGUACUCAGCCUUCUCUCCUCCAAAGAGGAGCUUCGGACACUCCUUCCCUAACAACAGUCAUUCCCACAACUCAAAGCUAAGCAAGGACAGUGCUAAGUUUUCCAUGAAACUCGACUCCUUCCACAACCUUAUCCAGCACUCACUGGCUGAGAAAAACAUCGGCGGAUCCGGGCCGGAGAUCAGAGCUCCGUACUGUAAGGAGCUGCUUGAAGAGGCAGCCCUAAAGUUCAGGGAGGUGAAUAACAAGGACAUUCAGGCUGGAAAAGCCACAAAAAGGUACGGCAAGGACUUUUCGACCAAACCUGUGGGGAACAAGAUGGCGUCUAGCGAGCCUCUUUCCUUUUCAGUGGAAGCCAUACUGAAACGACCCACAUCGGCAAUGAGCCGAGCAUUCCAUUAACUGUGAUCAGGAUCCCUUUUCUUGCACUACAAAAUGCUUUGGGCUCAAAUAAAAACACAGGCACUGCUUAAAAAAAUUAAUCUGUAUGGAAUUUGUUCUUUGUGUAAUAUGUACAGGAUAUUAUAUUUUACAUCUGCAUGUUUUAAUAACAUUAUUGUGUAGAGUAUUUAAGCAUUAUCCAAUGUUUAUUGUUUUUAAUGUCAAUAAAGUGUAUAAGACGGA